This is a messenger RNA of Gigantopelta aegis, 1355 nucleotides long. RefSeq lists its product as uncharacterized. The transcript is spliced from 2 exons. The record is from RefSeq and is a predicted model, not a curated record. Lineage: Eukaryota; Metazoa; Mollusca; Gastropoda; Neomphalida; Peltospiridae. Bases 85 to 621 code for a protein of 178 amino acids.
UUCAUAGUGGUCGGCCAUGUUGGUAGGCUGAACAUAACAUCAAAGCUAUAAAUUUUGUCGAAUGUAUCGUCCUGAACCAAUGUAAUGCCGACUACUUGUGGCAUUGUUAGUUGUAAUGCACGCCACGGGAGAGAUAAUAAACGGUUUUUUAGGCUUCCUAGCAUAAUCACGCGUCAGGGUGAAAAAACUCAAGAGAAAAGUGAAAGACGAAGGAGGCUUUGGCUUCGCUCUAUAAACCGGUCAGACCUAGGAGAGAAAACAUUGGACCAUUUGAGAGUUUGUUCUGAUCAUUUUAUAUCUGGAAAUCCAUCAACUCUGUAUGAUGACACAAAUCCAGACUGGAUUCCAACCAUCAAUCUGGGAUAUGAACACACAACCGAUCACGGUCAAAGAUACACUCGCAUUCAAAACAGAAAGGAGACGAAGCGGAUGAAGGAAGCGGCCAUGACCCUUGUUUCUCUGAGUUUGUCACUCGCAGAAGGCACAAAUUAUACACGUCCAAAUUCUACUCCCAAGUUGAGCGAGAAAAUAACAGAACUCUCAGAUUCAGAAAAAUUGAAAGGGGCACUGUCACAAAUUUCUGAACUGAAGGUAGAAAAUGAAAAAUUGAUUACCAUAUGAGUGGUGUGUGCUGCCCAGUCCUGGAACAGUUUAAAAAAAAAAAAAAUUAUAUUCAUUUAAUAAACACCAUUCAAAAUGGAGGUUUUUUUUUUUUUUGUUGGGGGCUCCCUCGUCCUUCAUGUUGUAUCAGCAGGUUUCUUCUGUUACAUCUCUCACAAAUGUCCAACAUAUAAUAGGAAUAUUUGGAUAACCGAUGUACAGAGGACAAAGCAGUACCUACCAAUGGAUUACUAUAAAUGAAAUUUUUUUUUACUUGAGUACUCACCAGGCAACAUAUCAAGUAUUAAUUAAUACGGCUGCAAAACAUUAAGAUGCAUGAAAGAAUUUUAAAUACCCAGGCCCGUACGCAGAAAUUUAUAUGGGGUGGGGCAUAAUCGACGGCCGGAGUUGCUAGGAGGGUCCGGGGGCAUGUCUCUCCCCCCCCCCACCCCCGCCCCCGAAUUUUUUUUAAAUCUAGAAUGCAGGAGAUGCAUUUUCCUGCAUUCUGGGAAGUAAAUUUGAAAUGUUUCUUUGCCUCGGUUCACAUCGUGGGACUAUUUUAACUUUUUAUACACAUCAACGGAUGGACCUGGGCACCCCCCCCCCCCUUCCCCUGAUACCAACCUCUAUUUUUUUUCGUUAUCUGUGUAGCAAAGUAAAGUUUGUUUUGUUUAACAACACGUGUUAGUAUGUGUGUGUGAUAAAGGAAUGUCAAUGAAUACCAUAAAGCUACACAUUAGUGGUUAAACUUUUAA